Molecule: messenger RNA, 789 nt
Organism: Prunus mume (Japanese apricot)
Lineage: Eukaryota; Viridiplantae; Streptophyta; Magnoliopsida; Rosales; Rosaceae
Product: homeobox-leucine zipper protein HAT22-like
Biological process (GO): regulation of DNA-templated transcription
Molecular function (GO): DNA-binding transcription factor activity, RNA polymerase II-specific; sequence-specific DNA binding
Source: RefSeq, a predicted model, not a curated record
GUGAUCGCAUGGAAAAUCGAUCGAGUUUGAGGGCAAUGGAUGAAGAUGAAGAAAGUGAGAGAAGUAUUGGUACAAAUAACAAGAGUAUUAUCAUGAACAACAAAAAUGGUGUGAGAAAGAAACUGAGGCUCACAAAAGAGCAAUCCACCUUGCUGGAAGAAAGCUUCACCCGCCAUAGCACCCUUAAUCCGGCCCGGAAACAGUCACUUGCUGAGCAAUUGAAUCUGAAGCAAAGACAAGUCGAAGUUUGGUUUCAGAACAGAAGAGCAAGGACAAAGUUGAAGCAAACAGAAGUAGACUGCGAGUUCUGGAAGAAACGCUGCGAAAGUCUUGGCGAUGAGAAUCGUAGGUUGAAGAAAGAAUUGCAGGAGCUAAGAUCGUUCAACAAGAAUGGGGCAUCGCCAUUGUACAUUCAAAUCCCAAAGGCUACAAUCCUUUCAAUGUGUCCAUCUUGUGAGAGGAUGGUAAAAGCUCAUCACCAUGACCAAGCAGCUGCAAAGAACACAGAAGAUCUCAAUGUGGUCCGGAAGAGUAAUAAAUUGCAGGGCGGCUUUGACGGUACAAAUUAACUAUAGAGAGAUUUGGAGGCUAUAGCUUCAUAGCCAUAACCAUAACUUUAUAUACAAGUGCUCAACUAAGCAACAAAAGCAUUGAUCAUGUUGAUCAAUCAACAACUACCCACAUGACUAAAUUGAAUACAUGUGUGUUCUGCUAAUUAAAAAAUAGGGUAGCUAGAAAAAGGUUUAAUGUUAUAUUAUAAUUUCCUUUACAAGGAUGUAUUUGAUUUGC